GUCGGCGACGUGGGCGUGCACGCAUCGACCGUCUCGAAAAAUACAAAUAAUUACCCAUCAUUACUAUAAAUUACGCAAAUUACAAAUCCGAACAAUUACCUUUAAUUACGCAUAAUUGUAACGAAACUACACCCAAUCUACCUACAUUGUUAUCGAGUAACGAACAGUCACGACAUCGACAUCUGAAUAACAGCACGUCGGUCGCCUCCUAGCCGCCAUUCUUCGCAUAAGUGUGUGACUAAUCGAAGCAAAACGUUUGCCAUGUCCGAAGACAACAUCCUCGACUUCUUCGAACGCGAAAAAUCCAUCAAGCUCCCUCUGCACGUCAAAAACCUCCUCUUACUCGCCGGCUUCGACAACAAAAUCUCUUUGUCGAAGCUGGAAGUCGAGGACAUCACAGAACUGGAAAGAAUCGGCCGCGAGAUAGUCCCCUACAUUAUCGACAAACCCGACCACGAAAAAUACUUAGGGUACUUCAAAAACUACCCUCAAGGUUUUUGCAUAUUUUCCGGCCACAAGAAACUCCUUCAAGAAAUGUCGCAGUUCUACAAGAACUUCUCGAACAAGAAGCGUGUUCUGACCGACGCGUCGGACACUCCCGCCAAAAAAACUCCCGAGCAGGUGCAGAUCGAAGGGCAUCCCCGAACCAGUACGAAACCCAGAGACGUCGACAGCGAAAAGCAAAACAUUUAUUCGUUGCUUAUGAACUGGAUUAGUAACUUCUGUUCGAGGAAUCUGACGUUCGAAGAAGCCGCACAUGUGAGUAAAGAAAUAAACAAGAUGAAGGUGGACAUAUCGCACGAGGACCCCAACCAGUGCUUCGUUACGUGCUGCAUAUGUCUGCGAGAACUCAAGAUUUUCAGGAACCAGAACGGGUUUUGGAUUAUGUCAAACAUUCACAAACAUUUCAAAACGCAUUUGAAUACGUACUCGAACAAGAAGUUCAGUAAGAAUAUAAGCAUCUCGAGCUCCAUUUCGAACACCGCGAGUCAAGAAAACGACGCGAUUUAUGUCGUCGAGAACGAGAUCAAGCAGGAGGAUUGCGAGGAAAACUAGACUAGUAAGACUGGAAAUUUGUAUAAUAAAUAAAU
Messenger RNA from Zophobas morio, 1091 nucleotides. RefSeq lists its product as uncharacterized. The record is from RefSeq and is a predicted model, not a curated record. The transcript has 2 exons. Lineage: Eukaryota; Metazoa; Arthropoda; Insecta; Coleoptera; Tenebrionidae. Bases 262 to 1056 code for a protein of 264 amino acids.